ACAAUUUUUUUAAUGUCUUGACGUGAGCGGGCACGGUUGCUGUAAGCCGUCGAUAUGUCGUUGAUUAAAUUAAAUUUAGUUUUGUGCAGUGUAAUAUUAUGCGUUUUGGUGUGCGUCAAUACCCAGUCCGUACACAGACGUUUUGAAUACAAAUAUUCGUUUAAGCCGCCGUAUUUAGCGCAAAAAGAUGGAUCCGUUCCAUUCUGGGAGUACGGAGGCAAUGCGAUAGCGUCUGGUGAGAGCGUCCGACUGGCGCCGUCGCUGCGCAGUCAGAAGGGAGCCAUCUGGUCGAAGCAGCCGCUCAACUUCGACUGGUGGGAGAUCGACAUCAUGUUCAAGGUCACCGGCAGGGGACGGAUAGGCGCUGACGGACUGGCGUUCUGGUACACGACUCAGCGCGGCGACUACACGGGCGAGGUGUUCGGCUCGUCGGACCGGUGGAACGGGCUCGCGGUCAUCUUCGACUCCUUCGACAAUGACAACAAGCACAACAACCCUUAUAUCAUGGCUGUGCUCAAUGAUGGCACUAAGGUGUUUGAUCAUAAGAGUGAUGGAUCACAGCAGCUCCUGUCAGGCUGUCUUCGCGACUUCCGUAACAAGCCGUUCCCGACUCGCGCCCGCAUCGAAUACUACCUCAACACCCUCACAGUGUACUUCCACAACGGCAUGACAAACAAUGAAGCAGACUACGAGCUAUGUUUCCGCGCUGAGAAUGUGGUGCUUCCGCGCGGAGGGUUCCUCGGGCUGUCCGCGGCUACGGGCGGACUGGCGGACGAUCAUGACGUGAUUCAUUUACUCACUACCUCGUUACACGCGCAACAGCAACAGAGCGGAGGUCAGCAAAUGAGCUCUGACGAGCAGCAGAAGCUGUCACAGGAGUAUCAGGAGUAUCAGAAGAAACUCGAGCAGCAGAAGGAGGACUACAGGAAGGAGCAUCCUGAUGAGGUGCGUGACAAGGACGGCGAGUUCGAGGACUGGUUCGAGUCGGACGCGCAGAGGGAGCUGCGGCAGAUCUUCCAGGGACAGGGACAGAUACACGACAUACUCAGGGAUCUUAACAAGAAGGUCGAUGAGGUGAUAGGCAAGCAGAUGAACUCGCUGUCGAUGCUGACGGCGGUGUACGGACACACGCAGGGACAGCCCAUACAGCCCGGCGCUGCGCCGCCGCAACAGAUGCCGACGCUGCCGAUCGGUCGUCACGACUGGGACGCGCUGGUGGCCAACAAUCAGAUCAUGAUCAACACCAUCGCUGAACUCAAAGGGUUCAUAAUCGACGUGUCCCGCAAAUCAGACUCUUUAGCCGCCGCGACCGGCGCCGGCGCGGCCGGUGCUGGAGCCUCACCACAGUUCCUCAACGAGCUGCGUGACAGCAUGCAGCAGGUUAAGGCCACUGUUACUGGAGUGGCGCAGAGGUUAGCAACGCAACAGCCGCAGGUAGCGGGCAUGUCGGCGUGCCCCGACGUGAGCUGCGUGAGCUUCACCGGGCUGCUGGUCGUUGUAGCCGCUCAGCUCGCGCUCAUGCUCAUAUACGCCAUGUAUAAAGAAAGAAAAGAGGCGCAAGCGAAGAAAUUCUUCUAAGCAGUUGUUAGUAGAACUCUCUAGGUGUCGCCACUGGUUUCAUGUUAUUGUCACGCGCCGCCCACAGAUGGCGCUGUACACAAUAAAUGUCUAGUAUUAGGCCGCGUCUACACGGGCAAAAUUUUUCAGGGACCGCCAAUUUUGCAGUAAUGUAUACCGGCUAUAUUUGCCAAACAUUUUCGGUAUGGCCAUAUAUGACCGAUAUUGUUCGAGAGAUCUUCAGCAUCAGCUAUUCUUUUGCAGACACAUGGUUCAGCCAUAAAUUGCUCGGACGUCAAUGUCCGUGAAAUAUUUUUGCAAUAGUCAGAUUUUUUUUUUGGCAACAAAUGUACAAUAGUGUAGCCCGUUUAGACGCGCCCUUACUAAAGACUUACUAUUUUUUUACGCCCUUAUUAUUUUGUAAAGACUCGGAUACUUCCUCUUUCGGUUACACAGUUUAAGCUGUAGCUAGAAAGAGGUAGAAUCCACGAAAUAUAUUUUCGUAAAAUAAUUUCCUAUUUGUUUAAAAAAAAACUGUCUUAUUUCUAAACUUUCCUCUAUUAUUUAUUUUUUAUAACUAAUCAUCCAAAAUGUAUGUACGCACAUUAAUUUCGCACUAAAUUGGAUAUGUCUUAUUUUGUUUGUAAGAGCAAGAUUGUAUGAAAGAUUAUUUUUGAAUAAUAAUAAAAGUUCUUACGAAUUCGGGGCGGGUGGUUCACUAGUACUGAAUGUAGAAAUAAAUAAUGCUGGGCUCGAAAAUAUACCUCUUAAGUAUUAUAAAGUUAUGUAUCAGAUUUAUUUCUAUGUUCCAACAACUAUUUAUAUUUAUUUGACGCAGACUCAGAGCUAGUUUUAUGCCAAGGAACUUAUAUGCGUGACUGGAGACUAACGCUAGAAUAUGAUGUCCUCAAAAAUGUUGUGAUAAUUUAUGCUUAUUAUAUGACGAAAAACUGUGUUCACAUUGCACACACACGUGGAAGAUUUAUUAUUUUCCCUAUUAUUAGUAGAAAAACACUGCUAGCCUCCAGUGAGACAUGUAUGUUUCUUGGAACGACAAAAAAAUAUAGCGCAAACAUUUUUUUCUUAGUAGAAAAUUAAAAUGUCUAAACUUUACGCGUAUUUUUGUUGUAGACUUCGCUUGCUCAAGUUAGUCUUUUUACAAACAAACAUACUUAAAUAUAACUUAAGUGAUGAUCUCAAAAUGUCACUAAUUUUAGUCAAUAACAUGAAACCAGCGGAAAAAUUCAAUUUUUUUACCAAUUUGAGUGCGAGAUGCUCUUCCUGUACAUAAUAAUAUUUAUAUUUACUGUUCUGUUCGUCGAUGUUUUUUCGUUUUUGUAUUAUUUUUCCAAGAAAUUUGUUAUUUUUCUAUCGUAUAGCUGAUGUAUCGGUCUCGCAGUGCGUGUGUGAAUGUGUAAAAAUGGUUGUAAGUAAAGAUUAUUUUUUGAGAUUA
This is a messenger RNA of Helicoverpa armigera (cotton bollworm), 3010 nucleotides long. RefSeq names its product protein ERGIC-53 (gene ergic53). The record is from RefSeq and is a predicted model, not a curated record. Gene Ontology annotation, cellular component: Golgi membrane; endoplasmic reticulum-Golgi intermediate compartment; COPII-coated ER to Golgi transport vesicle. Lineage: Eukaryota; Metazoa; Arthropoda; Insecta; Lepidoptera; Noctuidae. Gene Ontology annotation, biological process: endoplasmic reticulum to Golgi vesicle-mediated transport. Gene Ontology annotation, molecular function: D-mannose binding. Bases 55 to 1578 code for a protein of 507 amino acids. The transcript is spliced from 12 exons.